Messenger RNA from Beta vulgaris subsp. vulgaris (sugar beet), 1143 nucleotides. RefSeq lists its product as uncharacterized. The coding region runs from base 1 to 1143 and encodes 380 amino acids. Gene Ontology annotation, molecular function: nucleic acid binding; zinc ion binding. The record is from RefSeq and is a predicted model, not a curated record. The transcript has a single exon. Lineage: Eukaryota; Viridiplantae; Streptophyta; Magnoliopsida; Caryophyllales; Amaranthaceae.
AUGGAAGGGAUUCAAAAUGGUUCAGAUGCAUUUUCAACAGUAAUGAAAGGAUCCUUCAAGGAAAUAGUAGCUAAUUCAACCCAUUGGUUUCAACAAGCAAAAGCAAUUUACUUGAACUCUAUGGAUUGGGAGGAUCCUGAAAUUGAGGUGCCUAAAGGAGAUAAUGUUGUAUUAUUUUCUAGGGAUAAAAUACAACAACUUCGCAAACCUUGGAGUUUGACCUUAAUGGGUAAAUGUCUGGGAAUUUUUAUCCGACCAUCAUUUAUGACUCGGAAGAUUCGUUCCUUGUGGAAACCAAAAGGUGCAGUGGAGGUUAUUGAUUUGGGGAAAGGAGUUUACUUAUAUCGUUUUAGCCUUCAAGAUGAUUAUGAGAAAGCUUUGUUUGGUGGGCCGUGGUAUAUUCUAGAUCAUUACCUUAUGAUAAACCGUUGGCAACCAAAUUAUAGACCAACGGAAAAUCAUUUUGAUAAGUUAGCGGUAUGGGUUCAUUUCCCAGAGUUGCCAGUGGAAUAUUAUGAUAAAGAGGCUCUUUAUUUGAUUGCUAGCAAAGUGGGGAAGCCAAUUCGAGUAGACUAUGCAACAAAUAACUUAUCAAGAGCCCGAUAUGCGCGAGUUUUUGUUGAAGUGAAUCUAGAUAUUCCAAUCUUAACUAAAGUUUGGGUUGGAAACUGUUGGCAGACGGUGUUGUAUGAAAAUUUGCAUUUGUUAUGUUUCCAGUGUGGUCGUAUUGGUCACCAGAAGUCUCAAUGUUCUGAAUGGAAGGAAGGAAACAAAAUGGAGCUAGGUGGAGCUGCGGAGGUCCAGAAUGGUGCAGAUACAGAUGGCAAGAAUGAUAAGCAAGUGUCAUCUGGGAACGUGACACAUGGCAUUCAACAUGCCGAAUCAAUUCUCACAGUUGGAAAAGAUAUUGUGGCGUCUAAUGGCUUAAUUGAUAAAGGGUGUAGUGAUAACUUAUCAGAUAGUUAUGGGCCUUGGACUACAGUGCUUCAUAAAAAGAAAACGGUUAACUCAAGUUUGGCUCAUCAAUCAAGAUUUAAUAAAGGCAAAGCACCCAUUAAUUACUCCUCUUCAUUGCCGUCAGGGAGCCGAAAACCAAAAUACAACCAUAUGAAUUCCAAUGCUCCUUCUACAAGUAAUUACUAG